AUUUAUUCGAAUCAGGGCAUAGCAUUUAUUUUCAUGGAUGCAAGUCUGCGGCGCAUCCCUUCUCCAUGAACUGGAUAUCUAUAAGCUCGAAUAGAAUCCCAUCUCUGUGUCAUCAGAAUUCAGAGCUUUCCUCCUCCAAUGCUCCCCACCCCCCCAUCUUGGUUUCUAAACCUGCGGUAGAUUAGAAACAACAACAGCAGCAACGUGACAUUUCUGCACCAAAUCGGGCUCCACAUUGCUCUGAUGCCAAUCAUGCACGCAUCUCUCCUUAUUUAAGAUGCAGCAGUACAAAACACAUGGAUGAGAGACAUGAGUUGCAGCAGUUCAAGUGUGGAGUGAAUGAAUGCGGUGGAGUCGGAGGCAUACAGAGUACAAAUAGUUCUUCGUGGUACUCAAACAUGGUGGUGGGUGGCCUUCAUUGCCGGUGACCACCGGGACCAGAAGCUCCCGAAUCUGCUUUACUAGGAAGACGCGAAGCUCCUUCGACUCGAUGCCCAUCAGGACAAGAGGGCCAGAUUUGCCUCAGCAGCUCCCACGAGCCCCUCUGCGCCCCAUGACGACCACCGUCAUCUCCGACGCCAACCUCCUUCCCGGAAUGGCUGUCGAGAGGAAGCGAGGCACCAAGGUGGAGGACUUGGAGGCCAAGUUGAGCAAAGCCCAGGAAGGGCUCAGGAAGGUCGGAGACCCACUCCUGGACUCUGCUGAAGACGUCAAGAUCGAUGAUGAGAAGUUCGACAAGGAGUUGGAGCCCGAGUCCGAAGCGGCCGACCUCAGCUCUCCUUCGCCCACCGAUGAGACAAUGAUCGAACAUGGGCUACACGAGAGCCCAGAGGCGGUGGAGCUCAAGGCCAUGAUACUGGCGAAAGAGGAGGAGGUACUGACUCUUUUGGAAGAGAACAUGAUCUUCAAGAGAAGAGCCGAGGAAGAAGCCGCGAGGAUGGCGGCAGCAGCGGGAGCCAGAGAACACGAGCUGAAGACGAGGAUAGAGUCAUUGGAAGAGGAGUUGAAGGAGAGCACGGCGAGAGCAGCAGAGCUGGUGCAGCACUUGGCGGUGGCGGAGGGAGCAAAAGCCAGACUCGAGGCGGAGAUGAGGCGGCUGCGGGCACAGACGGAGCAGUGGCGCAAGGCAGCUGAGGCGGCAGUCACUUUGCUGGCCACCGCCGGUACACCGGACAAACACCUUGGUGGUGUCGGAUAUUUCGGACGAUGCUCGCCGUUGAUCGCCGGUGAAUCGGAGGAGGAGAUGGCUGGAGGAGCGAGAAGGAAGGCAGCGGUGGGAAUUCGGAUGUUCGGAGAGCUGUGGAAGAAGAGAAUCCAGCAACAGCAGCAGCAGCAGUAGUAAGCAUGGAAGGGAACAACAACAGCAGCGUCCUCCUUGUCCUCCUCCUGCUUUUGCUGCUCUCAGCUUUGGUUGUGUCGGUCGAAGACAACCAAACCAACCACUUCCUAUUUUUGGUAACCUUUUAACUGUGUGUUGGAGCUGCAACGAUGUAUACAUUUGUGGCGAGAUGGUUCGGAGCCUUAAAAAUGUCCAAACGUUGUUUGGCACGUAAAUGAAGUGUUCGUUUCCUUAA
Molecule: messenger RNA, 1574 nt
Organism: Musa acuminata AAA Group (dessert banana)
Lineage: Eukaryota; Viridiplantae; Streptophyta; Magnoliopsida; Zingiberales; Musaceae
Product: interactor of constitutive active ROPs 4-like
Exons: 4
Coding region: 491-1339 (282 amino acids)
Source: RefSeq, a predicted model, not a curated record